Messenger RNA from Colletotrichum destructivum, 1087 nucleotides. RefSeq lists its product as uncharacterized. NCBI's taxonomy places the organism in Eukaryota, Fungi, Ascomycota, Sordariomycetes, Glomerellales, Glomerellaceae. The transcript has a single exon. The coding region runs from base 48 to 1064 and encodes 338 amino acids. The record is from RefSeq and is a predicted model, not a curated record.
GUCUGGUUAUAUUCAACCACUUCUCAAAUCACCACUCAGUCAUCAUCAUGAAGCCUGCGAUAGAGCCUGACGCCGCCCUGGACGGCUGCCCAUUUGUUGUCUCCUACUUCGGUUUCUUUUGGUCAGACUAUUGGUCGGCAACAUACACGCUAGGCCCGUUGCUCAAGCAUGAUCGGCACUCCGACGUCUUCGGCCUUGAGCACUACCCUCCGGACAUCCCGGAUCCAAAUCCGACCGGCGUUGCGCUUGAGGCGCGGAGAUUCGUUCUCGACAGCACCGACAGCCUCCCUGUGAAAGCGCGCAAGUACAGACUGAAGUGCAUAAAGCGCCUGAGGGCGCGGCAGCUUUGGACCUCAAUCAAAAAGAACACAAGAGUGGCAUUUGUCAUAUACAGGACCGACACGAAACUUCCACGCCUCAUAGACGGACUCAUGCCCGAUAACCAACUUCAAUACCGCAUCCUCUCGCGCGUUUUCCGCGCGCAUAACGAAUUCGAGAAGCUUUUGGACAAAGGGUUUCUGGUUCCGGAGGCCGAAGCUACUGAUUCUCAACACGACAAUAUCGACUUGCAUGUCGAUGGAGGAAACAGCGAUGAGGGUGGCUUGACAGCUGCUGCUGUCUCUGUGACCCCAGAGAUUCCCAACACUGUAUCGCCAGAUUUUUUCUAUGGCGGCCUAGAAACGCCGAGUGUCAAAAAUGCCGACAGCUUCUCUCUUGCAACGAGUGAUCCAGAAGAGCUCGGAACCGACUCCCAUGUUGAUGUAGAUGAAGAGACGAGUGAUGAUGGCUAUGACGAGGACGCUGUGGACCAAACUACUGGUAUUUCAGGCACUGCGCAGGUUUGCGAUGGACAUGGUGGGGAGAAACAGACGACCGUCGUGAUGGAUACCCUGCCUGACACAGUGAGCCAAAUUGGACGACGACAGAGACUUUGGAAAGAGAUUGGGUUGGUAUGUUUGGACUUUAUAGCCAAGGCGGCACCGAUCACUGUCCUGUUUGUUGUUGUGUGGGCGUUGACCAGAUACCUACUUUACUUUUUCGUGGCCAAAUGGCAUACUUGGUAGAACUUGAAAGCUUUUCUUUCUUG